AUGUCCCCUUCUGCUAUUACAGACUCCCCGCCACAGAACGCCGCGUACCCGGCAUCAACAGACCUCGGCGAUGGACUCGCAGUGCAGCACCCGCCGCCCAACUUCCAGGGCUACGACCACGUAACAUGGUGGGUGGGCAACGCCAAGCAGGCCGCCGCAUACUACACCACUCUCUUCGGCUUCAAAACCGUCGCGUACAAGGGCCUUGAGACGGGCAGCAGGUACAUCGCCUCGUACGCCGUCGCCAACAAGGGCGUACGCUUCGUCUUCACGUCCCCCGUGCGCUCUCUCGCCCAUCUACCCGAGGACGAUGCCAUCUCCGACGCGGAGCGCGAGCUCCUGCGCGAGAUUCACGCCCACCUCGAGAAGCACGGCGAUGCCGUCAAGGAUGUCGCCUUCGAGGUCGACAACGUUGAAGCCGUCUACGCCAAGGCCGUCCAGGGGGGCGCCAUCGCCGUUCAGCCGCCCGCCGUUAUCAAGGACAAGGAGCACGGCGACGUGCUGACGGCCGUCAUCCGCACCUACGGCGACACUACUCACACGCUCAUCGCCCGUGGCAGCUACCGCGGGCCCUUCCUCCCGGGCUUCCGCGCCGCCAAGCCCGCGACCGCCACCGUUACCCUCCCCAAUGUGCCCCUGGCCCGCAUCGACCACUGCGUCGGCAACCAGUCGUGGAACGAGAUGGUGGCCGCCUGCGCCUUUUAUGAACAGUGCCUGUCGUUCCACCGCUUCUGGUCUGUCGACGACUCGCAGAUUAGCACCGAGUUCUCGGCCCUCAACUCCAUCGUCAUGGCGUCCUCCAACAACCUCGUCAAGAUGCCCAUCAACGAACCCGCCCCGGGCAAGAAGAAGUCCCAGAUCGAGGAGUACGUCGUCUUCAACUCGGGCGCCGGCGUCCAGCAUAUCGCCCUGCUGACGCAUGACAUCAUCGCCACCGUCUCGGCCAUGCGCGCCCGCGGCGUCGAGUUUAUCGCCGUCCCCUCGACCUACUACGACACCAUGCGCCACCGCCUCAAGACGGAGAAGCGGAACUGGGAGCUCAAGGAGGACCUCGCCACCAUCGAGGCCCUGAACAUUCUCAUCGACUAUGACGAGCAGGGCUACCUGUUGCAGCUCUUUACCAAGCCGCUGAUGGACCGGCCGACUGUGUUUAUCGAGAUCAUUCAGCGCAACCACUUUGAGGGUUUCGGUGCUGGCAACUUCAAGAGCCUGUUUGAGGCCAUUGAGCGCGAGCAGGCCGAGCGGGGGAACUUGUAA
Molecule: messenger RNA, 1257 nt
Organism: Colletotrichum higginsianum IMI 349063
Lineage: Eukaryota; Fungi; Ascomycota; Sordariomycetes; Glomerellales; Glomerellaceae
Product: 4-hydroxyphenylpyruvate dioxygenase
Exons: 1
Coding region: 1-1257 (418 amino acids)
Biological process (GO): L-tyrosine catabolic process
Molecular function (GO): 4-hydroxyphenylpyruvate dioxygenase activity
Source: RefSeq, a predicted model, not a curated record